Pollicipes pollicipes is the source of this 2205-nucleotide messenger RNA. Its product is annotated as innexin inx3. NCBI's taxonomy places the organism in Eukaryota, Metazoa, Arthropoda, Thecostraca, Pollicipedomorpha, Pollicipedidae. Gene Ontology annotation, cellular component: plasma membrane; gap junction. Gene Ontology annotation, biological process: phototransduction. The record is from RefSeq and is a predicted model, not a curated record. Gene Ontology annotation, molecular function: gap junction channel activity. Bases 109 to 1386 code for a protein of 425 amino acids. The transcript has 4 exons.
GGGUGUCGCGCGCGACCGAGCCGGCGGCGUCGCAGUGACCGCCGAGGAGCCAGCCACUGGACGCCGACCCGUCAAGCACGUACUGCGACCCGACCCUCCAGUGAAACCAUGGUUCUCCUGGGAGUUUUCGGAAAACUGCAUGACAUUAUCAAAAUCGAUGGAAAAAACAAGUCCAUCACAGAUAACAUCGUGUUCCGGCUGCACUACAAGUGGACCCGACUCCUUCUCUUCGUCUUCUGCAUUAUCGUCUCCCUCAACUCAUUAGUAGGGAAGCCAAUUGCCUGCACGGGCGCGUCGUCAGAUCGUCUCCAACAUGUGAUGCAGACCUACUGCUGGAUCACAGGCACCUUCACAUAUGAGAAGUACUUCGGAAGCGCGAACCAGAUCGGGGACGACAAGCUUUCUGUGAUCGGAAUCGGGCCUGGCCACCCGGAGAAAGACGAGAAACAUCACAUCACCUACUACCAGUGGGUGCCGGUCGUGCUGUUCCUGCAGGGCGUCAGCUUCUACAUACCGCACUGGAUAUGGAAGAUGUUCGAGGACCAUCGCAUUCGUAAGCUAGUCGACAGCAUGGUGGAAACGAAACUAGAGGAAAAGAAGCGCCGAGAGCGACAGGGAAAGGUGAUACGUUACCUGCUAGACAGCCAGGGCUGCAGCCGUUGGUACGCCUACCAGUACGUAUUUUGCGAGGUACUCAACUUGUUAAACGCUGUCAUGAACAUCGCAUUAGUGGACAAGUUCCUCGGCGGCAACUUCUUCACCCUCGGCACCAAGCUGAUCCAGUAUGAUCCUGAAGAUCCGAAGGCAAUUGACCCGUCCCACUACACCUUCCCCAAGCAGACCAAGUGCACCUUCCACUUGUUCGGCUUAUCCGGCACCACGGAACGGGUGGACUCAAUCUGCAUCCUGCCGGUGAACAUCUUCAACGAGAAGCUGUAUGCAGUGAUGUGGUUCUGGUUCAUCCUGCUGACGGCAGUGACGGCGGCAAACCUGGUCUGGCGGGUCGCCAUGAUGGUCUCGCCCGUGCUGCGCGUAUGGAUCCUGCAAAUGAAAGGCCACUCGCGCGACGUUGGCAACAUGCACGUAGUGUCACAAGUUGUCAACAGCAUGACCUUCUCUGACUUCUUCUUCGUUUGGCUGUUCACCAAGAACCUGAACGGCGUCGUGCUGUUUGACUUUCUUCGAGAGUACUCCAAGACGGUCGGCAACCAGCUGUCUACGGAUUCGUCCAGGAUGUAUCCCACCCUGCCGCACAUGCUCGAGCUAAAGCAGCGGAAAAGCAUCAACCAGGCAGAGUCAGAGAAGGGGGUCCAGACGCCGCUGACGCCCAGCGGUGAAGAUGAUGAUGUCCUGUACGCUUCCAUAAUCAACAAACGUCGCGCUUGAGAGGACAGAGUGAAGCUUCGCUGAAUGUCAUAUAUCCUGCGCUGUUGCCCGCAUACGACGGUGACAUCCCAUAGGCAUAGACACGCCUGUGACAGGCUUAUGCUAAUCACUAUCAUCUCCGAAAAUGUAUCGCGCGACAUCGACAUAGCGUCACAUGUGAGUACAGAAUCCCUGGAACAACAGAAGUGAAGCAUAUUUAUCGAAUCAAACGCUUGAACGAUUGCGUCAUAGUCGCCUUUCAUAACGCCCUCAUCGGAUGAUGAAGCCGCUAGGAGGGGGAUAGCUGAGCUGUACUUCCUACUUGCUCAGGAGGCAUGUGGAUCAAGCUCUUCGACCAGCACAGCUAGCUGCGCCGACACCACCGAAGUGGCUAAGACUCGCAUUGACUUAGACCAGGGUGGCCUCGGCCUGUUCGGCAAAUGGAGCAUGCCAGGAGAGCAGAGAUCGAUCGGUGUCCUACACCCCCACCUCUCGGAUCUAGACGGAACUCGAUCGCGCGAGUAAUCGAUAGCGACGAACACGUCUGUGACGUCAUCACCGCUGCGGCCGACGUCUGUAACUACACGGCGUUCGCCGUGCGGCCGCUAGACCGCGUGGUGGGUCGAGCUGCGAGACCGCGUGGGCGCGGCGCCUCGCCCGGAGCGGAAGGCGGCCCCGGCCCGGGGCGAGGUGCGCUGCCUCGUGACUGGUCACGGGGGAGGGGGGUAAACACGAGGUCAACUCAUACCGGCACAACGGGCGUCAGCUUCAAUAGUACGCAGUGUUUCGAAUUGUUUAGUGUGUCCGGGAAGGCCACCAAUACAACUAUGCUCACCGCAA